AUGGCUCCUGCAGUUCAGUAUCACCAGUCGAAAAUGUUCACUAUCACUACGAUAACCACCCAACAAGCAAGUCAGACAGCGGGCGUGGUGGAUUCAGCGGUAGCAGACGUACUUGCGAAUGAUGACGAUGUUUUGGAACGAGAGACAAGUACAUGUUGUCACAUCUCAUAUACACCAGUCACCAGCACGAAUAACACACAGCAUUCCGAAAAAGAGAGCGAUCACUUGCAAAUCCACGGUGUUGUGCCUGGUGGGAGAAGGGUAAAUGUGGAGACGAGUUCAAAUCCAGGGUCACCACCACUACACUCAGCGGCGACGACACCACACACACUGCCUCACGAGCAAACGACCGCAACCACACCACCUACACCCCGCAAAACAUCGUCAUCGUACCCCCGCCCCUCGCCCCCAGGUUUCCUCUACCCAGACCCCAUAGUCCCGCCCUCGGUGUCAUUGUCCCAGUUCGCAGACGCACUCGCAGACGCAAACGCAAUCACAGCUCCACGCGCGCUCAUCCCAAUGAGCCAACCAAAUACCGUCCUCAUCCGUCUACCAACGGAAUACAAACUCCUCCUCCUCGCAACGUUAAUCGUCGCCGUUCUGGCUGCCGCAUGGUCACUGCUCGUAUGCUGCAUGAGCGUGCCACCAGGCUGGUGGAAGAAAGGUUGGGGAAACGGAAAGGGGAAGAAGAAGGAGCGGAGGCCGGUGGAUAAGGUUAGUAAAUAUAGGGGUGUGAGGGAGACGCACGGUGGCGGACAAGAUGGAGAGGAAAUAGAAAUGCGACACCAACCGCGACAUACACUUCAACGAAAUAUCACGUGGGAUGGGCAGCAAGUUUCUUCAUCGUCGACAUAUGGAAAUAAUGCUACAGCGACAGUGAGACAACGAGUUGUUUCCUCUGCGCCUGGUACACCUUUCCCGCCUACUUCAACGUCAACGGCAGCGUCAGCCCUAACACCAAAUUCCACACUAUCCAGCCCUGUGAACCCCUUCCUCGACCCCCCUACCCCCAACACACUGCACGAGCAAGGACGUGUCCGACGUACUUCCAUGGAGUGGAAAAGGGACCAUGCAGCAUUCUUCCAUUCUACGUAUACGUCUUCUAGUCUGCAGAAUCCUUUCGCCGACACAUCUACACACACUGCGACGUCUACAUCAACAUCAAGAUUCACAUCCAUACCACUGACCCCCCGCCGGCCAUACUCACGCUCACGGUCGCCCCGACUAUCUCCCAUUCACCGCACAGACACUGAAGCGCUGGAAGCAAUGGAAGCGGGUACAGCACCGCCACCUGCGGGCAGUACGGCAGAUGAGAAGAGCGAUGUACUUAGUAAGAGUAUGAGUUUUAUUGGGGAGGGGCUUGGGAUAAUGGACGGGGCUGUUGAUGGGUUCGUUGCGAGGGUAGCGCGGUGGACGGAUGAUGAGGGGGGUGAGAAGGCGUCGUCGUUAUUGCCGUAG
This is a messenger RNA of Pyrenophora tritici-repentis Pt-1C-BFP, 1458 nucleotides long. The record is from RefSeq and is a predicted model, not a curated record. Lineage: Eukaryota; Fungi; Ascomycota; Dothideomycetes; Pleosporales; Pleosporaceae.